UAAGCCCCAACGGCAUAGCUCAGUCCAGAUAACAUCGACGAUGAGUUUAAUUGAAUAUGUCAAUUGGGUUUUAAAGACACAUCAACUUGAUCAACCGCAUUAAUUGAUGGACCACAUCUAUCGCAGCUAGCGUCACUUAACAUGUUCCAGUUAAUUUAACUCUUUAAUUAAAAACUAAAGAGCUCAAGUUUUCUUUAGAUAAACCAUUGUUUGAAUACUUUCCUUAAAACAACAUUGGUAAAUUUGUUUCUUAAAAAUAUUAUUUACCAAAAAGUAUGUACCUGUUUGGGGCUUAGCAGCUAAGUAAAGCUCAAGAUAUUAUCACAACAAUUUCGGUAAUAAGUACCUUAUGAAAUGAAUGAGAUGCAUUUAUCUCGGUAUGCAGUGUUAUCACGAGAGUCGGCGGACUCGCGCGGCGCUGCGGCGGCCGCAGCCCGCAGUCGCGUCGCGCGCACCGUGGCCUCCGCUCCUCUCGCGCCUCCUCCCAAACCUCUUAUCAAAACAUUCAGCCGCCGCUCGGGAUCGAUCCGUGAACGCGCUUGAUAACGUGACUGUGACUCCAGUGAUACAGUGUUGUUGUGAAACAUGUGAUUGUCAAUUGGGUGCCUUGGAAUACGGGACGAAUUUUUGACAGCUGACACUUGACUAUUUUAAAGCUCGUAUAGCAGUGAGCGCGUGCGGAGCGACGCGAUGUACUCGUAAACGGUCAUCAUGCGCCUCUUCCGAGGGCCGAAGCGCAGGGAAGUGACCGGGACGCGAGCCGCAGCGACGCCGGCGCCGUCUCCUUGCCGAGACGCCGCUGGCGCCGGACCCCGCCCGCACGACUUCACCCUAGUCACGGCACUACCAGCUAUGGUCAUGGAAGACGACGUUAGGGAAAUGAAGAAAGUGUUCGCAACAUGGGGUCGUCGCAUGGGAAAAAAACUUGACAUGUUGAGAAAACCCGACGCAAAAGAAGCUUCACAAGAACAACCUAGUAGUGAAAGCUUUAACGAAGAGUCCCCGAGGAGCAUAUCUGGCCAGUUCAAGAAAAAGCAGCAAUGGAAAAUGGAACGGAGCAGUUCUGAAACUACUUCCCUAAAAAAAGAUAAUGACACUGAUUCCAUUAGAAGCGGAUCCCGAGACCGAUCACCUAGCCCAUUCAAAUCUUUCUUCCAUAGAAUGGGUUCAACGGGAAUGUUAAACUCAUCAAGGUCCCAAACACUAAAUAUCCACAAAACAUCAGAAAACAGCUAUCCGGUGGCAAGUGGACCUACGCUUUAUCGAAGCUGUUCAACUUCACAUCUAUCCACAUAUGUCAAGGCUGAUGAUCCAUCUGAUGACAUUGAUUUACAGAACGCUGAUAGUGAAAUGAAAAAGUCUCCUUCAAAGAACAAUAAUAUUUUAACUGAAGACGCGUUAGUGAAUUCAUCAAAGGCCAUUAGUUGUGAUAAUAUCCCUAACCUUGAAGGACAAGGAAAUGGUAUGUGUAAAAAACCAAAUUUUCCGUACGCCUUUUUAAGAUCUAAACUAUCGGUAUUACCCGAAGAAAACAGUAUGGCAUCACAACAACGAACAAACAGCAUUAGGCAAAGUUACUCUGAAAGAAUAGAUAGAAAAUCACCAAAAUUUCGAAAAGACAGACUAUUUAUUUCCAAUUCUCGCUCCGAAGAACGAUAUCAAAGCAACGACAGCAUAUCGCUUCACGAAGAAAUGAUGCUUAAUGCUGCUUUAAGAAAUGAAUACUCUGAUGUCAAUAGAAGUUCCAUGAGAAGUAUCAAUGAAAUCGAUGGCACGUACCCUGCACGGCGUGUCGACGACGUUCACCGGCGUUCGUCGAUGAUAUCACAUAGGCUGCCUUUAGAUUAUGAUCCAAUGCUUAUACCGCGAAACCGAAAUAGUUUACCAGUAUAUGACUAUGGUCCGUAUUUAGGGUCCGUGAGGGACAUAAAAACUGAAUUUAUGACAUCGUCUCAAAGUAUACAUCUUGGGCCAGAAAGCACUGAGGUUCUUCAGACUCAUCGAUUAAGCAACUAUGUUAGUUCAAACGAGUCAGGCUAUGACAGCGAUGGACGUCCUACAGAUGAACAUAGCAACCACUCACCACCAGGAUACUCGAGUCAUAUAUCGCCAGGUACUGUGCGAGCAGAACCAAUUGAUACUACCGCAGAUGUAACGCACGGUAACUUUUCGAGACAAUUGAGCUUAAACCAUAAAAUCAACGUGAGUAGAGUACACGUUCCUGCUAGACGGAGUUCUACACCGUGUGCUUUAUUUCCGAUAGAAAAUAGCAUACCUUAUGAAUACAUAAACAAUAACAGGGAACAGUUUCAUAAGUAUUCCAAUAAUCCAUUACAUCUAGAUUAUAAUGAUGCUAAACCACCGCCGCUACCAAAAAAGACAUUAAACAAAAAAAUACCUUUUGUUUAUAAAACUAUCACACUAGAUGAACGUGUAGAAACACGAAAAAUUAAAUUACUUCAUUCCCAAGCAUUGCCAGUAGAACAUUCCUCUAAUCCCAAUCUCAGUACUUUAAUACCACCAGUGGACAAUGAAGGCCCCAGCAUUACUGUACCAGAAACUGAUAUUUUUGGACGGGGACCAUGUACAAAGCGAUUCAGAAAGUUAAGAUUAAUAAAAUCAAGAUUAGAUGAAAGUCUCGGAGUUUAUUUAACGCAACACAGAGUAGACUUCGAUAGCAGUGGAUCUAAUUUUGAGAUACGUUAUAUUGUGGUAAAACUGGAUUUUGAUGGCAUAGCGCAUAGGGAUGGAAGACUGCGGAUCGGUGAUGAAAUUGUUAAUGUCAAUGGAAAAGUCCUUAGAGGUUUAUCAUCACUAAAAGAAGUACAGCAUAUUGUUAACUCAUGUUCAAGUGAAGCAAAUUGCCAAGAAGGAGCACAAAAAUACCAAGUUGAUCUUGUUAUGGCCCAUGAUGAAAUUACUCCAGUUACAUUAAGUCGGAUAAUAAACAGACAUACUAGCGAUCAAAAUUUGAUAGCGCCUUCGACAUCUAACGUUCCGCCUGAUAUAAUUUCUGAAACUGUUCAUAAACCCACGGCUUCAAAUCAAAUAACCAUUGAAACACACUUUCCUAGUGAAAACCAAUUUUACAGUAAUUAUGGAAGUGGUCCCAAUCAUUUCGAGCAUAGCACGCGACGACGAGAAACAGACGUUCUAGGAAACAAUACUCCUUCAUUUCAACUAAAUCAAAAGAGUGAUGACGAAAAACUAUUAGAGAGGGCUUAUCCGGCAUCAUCAGCCACACUGCAAAAUAUUACAAAUAUCGAAAUAUCAAUGAGAUCUUCGCCAACACCAAGAAACAGACACUCAAAUAAUUAUAGACCUAUUUCUCUUCACAAUUCAAGGCCGCCUCCUAUGGUCGAGCAGUAUUCAACAAGUAAUGAAAACACAACAAAUGAGAUAAAGGAAAAAUCACCCCAUUACAUAAAACAUGUCCCAAGAUUGUACCAAAACCGAUCAUUUGAAAGCAUUCCUGAACAACUUCUGAGAAGUAGCAAUAGAAGUAGAUUUUUCAAUAGGAUUGGUUCUCAACGCUGCUCUCCAAGUCAUGGUCAUGUUUCUCGUCAUCAAGAACACGCAUUAAUGCAGAAUGAGGGUCACCAAAGUGGUAUUUAUUCAAAUAAUUCUUUGCACAUGGCAGAAUUCUGGAAAGGACCUGGUCAUAAAAGUCUAGGUUUUAGUAUUGUUGGAGGAACCGAUUCCCCUAAAGGACAAAUGGGAAUUUUCGUGAAAACCGUCUUUCCUAACGGACAAGCUGCUGAUAAGGGGACUAUCUUUGAAGGUGACGAGAUCUUGUCAGUCAAUAAUGUGCCAACCCGUGGACUGAGCCAUGCAGGGGCCAUAUCGCUUUUCAAACAAGUUAAAGAAGGAAAAAUUGAACUGACGCUUUCAAGAAGAAGAGCACCUAGGUCAAGAUCUGUGGAACCUCUGGGUAAUUUCCGCUGCGACAAUCUAAAGGAGUGAAUAUUUGGCAGAAUUAGAACCGCGAUUUAAACAAAAUUUGUAGCAAUUUUAUCAAUAAUGUGCAAUACUUUUUAUAACAACUAACUGGAGUCAUGUAGAAAUACAAUUUUUCUACAAUAACAUUCAAAUAGUAUACAGAAGAAUGUCGUUUAUAAUAAUUGCGUGCAACGUGCAAUUGUACACAAGAUGCUAAAUAUUCUACAGUCUGACUGUUUUCUUACAGAAUUGAACCUACUUUUGCGACGUAGUCGCCAUACUAUAUGUACUAUAUAGUUAUGUUUAAACGAUAGUACCUAUAAUAUUAACUUACUCUGUAAGUCUCUAGUUGUUGAACGUUAAAUAUUUCCGUUUCUACUCUCCAACGAAACACGUACUAUAACUGCGAGGUGUAUGUCCAUGUAAGCUUUUAUGUAGCUAUGCAUAGUUUAGGAAAUAGAUUUUAUAUCAUUUUAUUAUACAUAUUACGGAAUGUUGAUUGUAAAUAAUAUGUUGAAUUCAUACAGCAUUAAUGCAAAGUAUUGUUAUAGGACUAAAUAUAGUCGAAGACCUACAAUAAGACUGUAUUUAUGUUUAAUGUUAAUGGAAAACUACUAUAGAAUUUCGUAAUUUGUAUGUGUAAUUUUUUCGUUAUAUUGUUUUGUUAGGCAAGCUAGAUCUCGUUGAAACUUAACCGAUAGAUGUACACUAUGCUACCUAGUAAGAAUGAAUAUGUAGCUGUUGUGAUAGUUAAUGGGUUUUUAGUGUAUCGAAAUCUAUGCCAAGAGCAAUUAUGAUUUAUGAUUCGUGGAUGUUUGUUGAUUUGCUUUGUAUGUAUCAGGAGCCUUUUGUAUUUUAAAUAAUGUAUACUUACUUGGAAUGUACUCGUUAUUUCUUAUUAUAGACUGAUCUUUUUAAUUUGAGUAGGUACCUUAAAUACUACCAAAGUUAGACAUAAUAUCACAACUAUAACAAAAUUAUAAUCAUCCUUAACAAAUCCGUAAUAGAAUGGAUAUUUAAGCCAAAACAAUAAAGUGCCUUGAGUUUUUAUUGUGCAAAUUUUUUCUAUCCUCACUCUUUAUUCUUCCUUCUAAGCUAACUGUGAGACCGACUUUGACGUGACAAAUUGUGAUAGUGUCCCCAGUAAAUGUCAUAUUUUCAUAGAAAUUAUACGUUCAUGAUGACACUUCCGAACUUUUUUCAUUGCUAAGUUCGUACAAAGUCAGCUUGGCCUGACUCUGGCAAAAUUUAUGAAUGACUUUAUUUAAACAAACUACCGCGGCACUUAGAUGAAAGCUGGUAAAUACAGGCACAAUAAAAACUAAGGACACAUAAGAACUUCUGAAUUUUGUAUCGUCUAAAUUUUAGUCACGUUAGCUGUCAAGUAGCCGUACCAUAAGUUGACACUUGACGUUCACAUUAGCGACUGCGUAAUAUCGAUUGCAGUCCAUCUCGUUCGCACUUAUGUAUUGGUGCGAUAGAGGGAAUGCGAUCGAGUUCAAGCAGUCGCUAACGUAAAUGUCAUAUGCCAACUCGUGUUAGCCGUUUAGAUUAAACGUGACAGUCCAAUUCUAAACUCCUCAUGUUACUACAAUAUCGAAGUUGCAAUUUGGAUAACUGCACAAUAGUUAGUUUCUUAUUUUACAAGAUAAUACACCGAUAACUAGACCUGCUAUUAAUAGAGUUAAGUUUCUUUCGAGACGAUAUAAAACAACGAUACGAGACUAAACUGACGAUAUAGAUUUUUUUAAAUGGAAUGUAUAUAUGAAAAAAUGUAUGCCAAUCUUAGCGUAAAAAUCAACCUAAUACGACGAUGCUUCCAUCCAUAUUACAACGUGCUUUUAAACGUAGGUUUAAUUAAUCUUUAACGAUUUGUUUUGGUUACAGUUUUUACACAAAACACCGAUUAGCUCCGUCCAAUUAAAUUGUUAAAAUGUCAAUUGUUCAAAUAAGUAUAUACCUAUCCCCUUCCUUUGUUCCUAUUUAUAUACAUUUUGAAGUAUUUCAGAGAGCUCUAGUAAGGCUGGUUAUACCUAUUGAUAAAGAAGACACGCUUUCCACAUAGAUUUUUGUACAUAGACACCUCCGUCGCUAGCUCUAAUGCACGCACAUAUUUAUUUUGCUGUCAAGUUCGCACAGUGACAUUGACAACUGGCAUCAUGGGCGGGACAACAAUAAUAAUUACCGCGCGUGCGACAGAGAUAGGAACAGGCGGGUCAAUGUACGAAAAUCUACGUGAAAGCGUCUCUGCUUUAAUAAAACACCACCGCACUAUGCUCUUCAAGCGUAAUUGCGCAUAAAUACCUGUUUGAAGCAAAAUGUAUUAUUACAUUGCGCAGGCCAUUGCAAAAUAGCCAGCCAAAGUAAUAUUGCUGAAACUUUAUGCCUACUCUGUGGUUUAGGUAAAUAAUAGUGCUGGUGCAUCGUAUAAUUUUAUAUAUUUCCUGACAAAAUGUACCUGCCUCCUGACGACUAGGUGUAAAAAUUUGCCAGUUUAAAGUUAACUCUGUCAUAUAUUGACAAAGAGUCAAAACUUAAGUGGCAUAUGUAUAUCUCCUUACUACAAGGUCGUCAGGAGACUGAGACGGAGGAGGUCAUUGUGUGAUAUUUUUAGUCUGAAUCAUCAAGCGAACUUAAUCUAACCGUGUAAAGAUCAAUUCAAGUUGUAAAUUAACUAGAGACUUUGCUUAAUAAUUACACUAUCGUUUUUUUUUCUUUUGGGCAAACCACUUAACAGCGAAUACAAAGCAAUUGUUAGGUUUAACACAGAAAUGACAACACAAUUAUCGAAUCGCUCUAUGAUCAAAAGAUUACAAGUCAAAUAAUAUUAUGAAGGGCCAGCCCUGGCGUCUACCCGACCUUACUCUAAGUGACCACUCACAGGUACCUAAUUUAAUACAUGAUCAUUUCCAUGUUUUGUGGUAAAUAAAACUAUUGCUUUGUAUUCUCAAGUACGUUAUGAAUUAGAUUGACCAAAAAUAACAACCAAACACUAACCCCCUUAUUCAUAAACGUGUACUAAAGUUACGAUGCCGCUAAUAAUCGUUUGUCCUUUUCCAUCAUACCAAUACGUCGGAAAGGGACAAACGAUUAUUAGCGGCAUCGUUACUUUAGUACACCGUCAUGAAUAAGAGGGUAAGUAUACAUAAUUGAAGUUCACUUAAUAUUAAGACUAAUUAAAAAUACCACUAAUCAGCUUCGACCAACCUCGCCCAUAACCCGAUUAGGGCAAUUAGAUUAUCGGAAGGAGGACUAAAGUCUAGAGGAGUAAUCAUAGAAUAAAUUCAACAUUUUUCGACAUUAAAUAUUUCGAUGAAUUUACAUUGAAUGUUAUGCAAUGCACCAUUUAUGUAUAAAAUUUUCGCCAAACCACGAUAGAGUGGCCGUAAAGUCAAACCAGCCCGCGUAGCCAACAUGCCAAUCGUUAACGCUCACUGUCACUGUUGCACUAAUAUGGAAGCGUAAUAGAUAAAGAUGACUACGCUACGCUACGGAGCGUUAACGAUCGGCAUGUUGGCUACCCGGGCAGAUACUUUGCGAAACGUUGCGCAUAGAUAAAUCUAUAUACCUGUCAAACAAUCUAAUUCAUCCAAUUGUUAUGUAAUAUUAAUAUUUACCACAUACCGUGUACAGUAUUGAUUUGUAAUAACUUCUCCAGUAACAUCAUUUGUAAAGAAUUUGAAAGAUUAUAUACUUAUGGCUUCAUUCCUACCAAAAUAAAACAAUUCAAAAUAA
This is a messenger RNA of Cydia pomonella (codling moth), 7674 nucleotides long. RefSeq lists its product as uncharacterized. NCBI's taxonomy places the organism in Eukaryota, Metazoa, Arthropoda, Insecta, Lepidoptera, Tortricidae. The record is from RefSeq and is a predicted model, not a curated record. Bases 712 to 3963 code for a protein of 1083 amino acids. The transcript is spliced from 5 exons. Gene Ontology annotation, molecular function: protein binding.